AUGGAGCUGCCGGUCAGUCUGAGCAGCUUUGGAGACGCCAAGGACCCGUUCAGAGCUGUUGUUCUCAAAGAGGAGAGCUGCUGUCUAACUCCCCUUCUGUUCCCUCCUCCAGGUGUGUGUCCAGGUGUGUGUCCAGGUGUGUGUCCAGGUGUGUGUCCAGGUGAGCUGCUGCCGCUCCACGCGGACUUGGCGCACUACGUGGCAACUUUACGCACGCAGCCGGUGGCGAUUAGCGGCAAGUUCUCGGUGGAGUCCCGGGGCGCGGGGGGGCCGUGGACACCUGGUGACGUCAUCAACGUCAUCAGCGCUGAUAUCGGCACCCCGGGGCCCGCGGAGGGGUCGGGGUCUCCUGGUAUUUACGCAGCAGGAGCAGCAGGAGGAGGAGGAGCAGCAGGAGGAGCAGCAGGAGGAGCAGCAGGAGGAGAAGCAGGAGGAGACCCGGGGGACGGCUCCAUGGCGCACGGACACCCGGAGCUCAGCCACAUGUACCCGCCCCCCCACCCCCACCCUCACCCCGCCCCCUCCUACUCCUGCAGCGGGGACAUGUACCAGGACCAGUCCGGGUCCGGGUACCUGUCCUACCCCCCCCAGACCUACGGCCCGGGGCCCAAAGCCUCCGUGGACGGCGCGCUGCUGUCCCUCCUGCAGCCGGAGUACGGGGGGGGGGGCUUCUACCCGCAGAGCUGCCAGAGAGACCUGCAGGGGGCCUUCCCGGAGCGGAAGUCCCUCCCGUACCAGCUGGACCCGCUCCGGGUCCCCCCUCCUCUGACCCCCCUCAACACCAUCAGGAACUUUACGCUGGGCGCGCCCUCCGCGGCCCCCGAGGGGCCCCUGGCCGCAGCUUUCCCCAGCCACCAGAGCCUCCCCCUCAGACCCAUCCUCAGGCCCCGGAAGUACCCCAACCGGCCCAGCAAGACCCCGGUCCACCAGAGGCCGUACCCGUGCCCCGCGGAGAGCUGCGACCGCCGCUUCUCCCGCUCCGACGAGCUGAGCCGCCACCUGCGGAUCCACACCGGACUCAAGCCGUUCCAGUGCCGGAUCUGCAUGCGGAGCUUCAGCCGCAGCGACCACCUCACCACCCACAUCCGGACCCACACCGGGGAGAAACCCUUCUCCUGCGACCAGUGCGGCAGGAAGUUCGCCCGCAGCGACGAGAGGAGGAGACACAUGAAGAUCCACCUCCGGCAGAAGGAGAAGAAGUCCUCCUCCAGCUCCUAAAGCUCCUCCAGCUCCUCCAGAUCCACCAGAUCCUCCAGAUCCUACAGAUCCACCAGAUCCACCUCCGGCAGAAGGAGAAG
This is a messenger RNA of Centropristis striata (black sea bass), 1298 nucleotides long. RefSeq names its product E3 SUMO-protein ligase EGR2-like. Gene Ontology annotation, molecular function: RNA polymerase II cis-regulatory region sequence-specific DNA binding; DNA-binding transcription factor activity, RNA polymerase II-specific. NCBI's taxonomy places the organism in Eukaryota, Metazoa, Chordata, Actinopteri, Perciformes, Serranidae. The coding region runs from base 1 to 1218 and encodes 405 amino acids. The transcript has 2 exons. Gene Ontology annotation, biological process: regulation of transcription by RNA polymerase II. The record is from RefSeq and is a predicted model, not a curated record.